Microbotryum saponariae is the source of this 2172-nucleotide messenger RNA. The record is from the annotation of a GenBank genome assembly. Lineage: Eukaryota; Fungi; Basidiomycota; Microbotryomycetes; Microbotryales; Microbotryaceae.
AUGAGCGCUCCUCAACGACGACUCCAACAGGUACGGUCGCACUUCGACGGCGGCUCGAACGGCGGUGAUUCAGCGUCGACGUCACUCGCGAGACGGUACAAGCCCAAAUUGCCCGCCGGGCUUUUGGUGCACAAGACACCCUUGAACCCUGUGGUAUUCCUCUUGAAAGCUGCGAUGGUCCGACCUCAUCGUGAGUAUCACCACCUGCUGAUCGUGAGCGGUGCUUACGUGGAACCAGCGACGGUUUACCGGAAUGUGGGGCUCACUAUUCUCCGCGGCUCGCUUCCGCUCCCUUCUCACUAAACUAGAUCUCGCACAGUCGCAUCCGGAAAAGGGGUUCUCGUUCACUUUUUCGCAGUUUGCAGAUCGGGUUGCUUUCUUGGCUUAUGCUCUCAAGGCACGGGGUAUCGCACCUGGUGACCGGUAAGUAUGCUAGCGCCGCAAACAGAGGCCGGGGCGUCAGAACUGAGCUGACCCUUGGGUUCCGUCUCGCUUUAGGGUCGUUGUCUUGGGUCCCAAUGUUCCCUUCGUAUCGGAUGCACUUCAAGCCAUCCCGUCCGUACAGGGAAUCAUCGUCGCUCUCAAUACGCGACUGACCGAACCUGAAGUUGCCUACAUGCUUGAAAACUCGGGCGCCAAACUCGCCCUCGUCGACGAGACACUACGACACUUGGUCGGCAAGUCGUCGAAGCUGCAAGUCAUCAUCUGUGCCGACUCGGGCAAGGCCGAUGACCCGUAUGAAAAGUUCUUGGUCGAGGGUCAGGCGUACGAUCGAAAGCAGGGUGGGCUCGGGUGGCAGGGGCUCGAGUUUCAAGCCGACGAGGACAGUACGUUCGCCAUCUCGUACACGUCUGGCACGACGAGUCGACCCAAAGGUGUCGAGACAACCUACCGAGGAACCUACCUCGCUGCACUGGGUAACGCGAUGGAGGCGCAGCUCGAUUUUAAUAGCGUCUACCUCUGGAUCUUGCCCCAGUUCCACUGCCUCGGGUGGUGCUUCCCCUAUGCGUGCACCUCGGCGAUGGCUACGCAGGUGUUUCUCCGAGCCGUCGGGGACUACAGCGAAGUGUGGCGUGGCUUCCUCGAACGCGGCGUGACGCACUACUCCGGAGCUCCGACCGUGCAACUGUCCAUUGUCAGUCAGCCCAACGCACGAAAACUCUCUCGACCCCUCCGUACGACCGUGGCAGGUGCGGCACCAACUGCGACCGUGAUCGAAGGACUCGAGAAACUCGGCAUCGACGUCACCCAUGUCUACGGUCUGACAGAAAGCUACGGCCCCAUGACCAAAACCUUCUUCCUCGGCCCUUCCUCGCCGACCUAUUUCGUCGAAAAGGCUCGACAAGGGUUCGCGUUCCGUGUCGCGGAUGAUAUUCGAGUCGUCAAGUUGAUCCCGGAUGGUGAGGAGCUCAAUCUCAAGUCUGAGGAUCUGGUUGAUGUCAAACCGAACGGGACCGAGGUUGGCGAGAUUGUGAUGCGGGGGAAUUUGAUCAUGAAGGUAAGUUCCCGUGGCCGCCCUUCUACUCAUGUGAGAAAGGAGCAAAUGCUGAUUAGCUCGCCCAACUUGAGAACCUCAGGGCUACUGGAAGAAUCCUGAAGCGACGGCAAAAGCGUUUGCAGGUGGGUGGUUCCAUACGGGUGAUCUUGCCGUACUUCGCGAGGAUGGUACGUUCGCGAUUGCGGAUCGGUCCAAGGAUAUCAUCGUCAGCGGGGCGGAAAAUAUCUCCUCUCUCGCGCUGGAGUCGGCGUUAACGACCCAUCCGGACGUCUUGGAGGUUGCUUGUGUCGCUCGAGCUCAUGAGAAGGUAAGUACGACGCUGCUGCCCUGGGCUGUACACACCCCCGGGAGUUGACCGCGGUUCGUCGUCUGCAGUGGGGCGAGCGACCGCACGCAUUCGUCGUCCUCAAGCCUGGAGCGUCAUGGCAUGACAAGCUCGAGCAUUUCGAAAACGAACUCAAGCAGUUCGCCAAGAAGAGUGGUCUGCUCCCUGGUUUCGCGAUCCCUGAGUGGGUCGAGGUCGUUCAUGACUUGGAAAAGACCUCAACGGGCAAAAGUGAGUCGUCUUUUUUGGGAGUGCUGGGUCAGGUUGCUUACGCCGUGGCUUUCGUUUCAUUUCUUCAGUCCAAAAGAACGUUCUCCGAGAGAGGGUCAAGAAGAUGUUUUCGAAAUAG